AUGCGACAGCUCCCAGGGGCUCCCCAGCCAUCAGCUCGGGUCCUUGGCCCCCCGGGGGUCAGCUGUGGUCAGUCAUGGAGACUCGGCCCAGGGGCAGAGUGGGAGCGGGGGCCGAGCCAAGGGCUCACGGCCGAUCCCCGGCCCCAGGCCUCUGACCUGCAGGUGGAGCUGAACCAGGCGCCCCAGAAGAAGCCGGAGCUUGGGGAGUCCCUGAUGUUUGGGAAGCACUUCACCGACCACAUGCUGAGCGUGGAAUGGUGCAGCCAGGAGGGCUGGGCCGUGCCCCACAUCCACCCCUUCCGCAGCCUGGUGCUGCACCCCGCCUGCUCCGCCCUUCACUACGGCAUCGAAGUGGCUGGCCACCCCUUUGUCCCCCGGGUCCGGCCCCUUCCUCCUUUGGGCUCCAAACCUCCCUCGUCCCCCCCCUUGCCCCUCCCGGGAGCCCCCCCCCCCCGCAGGAACUACGGGCCCACGGUGUUCGUGCAGCAGGCAGCCCUCCAGCAGGGCUGUGAGCAGGUGCUGUGGCUCUACGGGCCCGACCACCAGCUCACCGAGAUAGGGACCAUGAACAUCUUCAUCUUCUGGACCCACGAAGAUGGCGCGCUGGAGCUGGUGACCCCCCCACUGGACGGCAUCAUCCUCCCUGGGGUGACUCGGCAGAGCCUGCUAGACCUGGCCCAGACGUGGGGGGAGUUCCGAGUGUCGGAGCGGAAGGUGUGCAUGGCGGAGCUGGUCCUGGCCCUCCGCGAGGGCCGGGUGCGAGAGGUCUUUGGCUCGGGCACGGCCUGCCAGGUGUGCCCCGUGCACAGCGUCCUGUACCAGGGGGAGCACCUUCACAUUCCCACCAUGGAGAAUGGGCUCGAGCUCAUCCACAGGUUCCAGAAGGCUCUGAGUGACAUCCAGUAUGGAGAUGGCAGCCACGAGUGGAUGUUCUCCGUGUGAGCUGGAGGGGGGUCCGGCCCUGGCUCCCCUCCUUCGGGCCCUCCCCCACUCUGCUCUCGGACACUUGUCCCCUCCCCGCCUCCUCUCCCCCUCCUCAACCAAAGACUCCAAGUGCAAUAUUCUGCUCCAGGCGGGGGAGCCGGGACGCCUGGGUCCCUGCGGCCCCCAGCCAAGCUACACUCCCAAAGCCAUAGCGGUCAGCGUCCAGGUGCCUGGCCGGCUCCCCCAGCCCGGGGAGAGCCACACUCCGUUCCCCAGCAGCUUCCCCCGGAGCAGCUGGGGCCCCCUCACACCCCCAGCCCCCGAAGCCUCUGGUUGCAGUUAAUUUUUUUCCUGCAUUUUCCAAAUAAAAAGCCAAAGGAUAAAA
Messenger RNA from Sarcophilus harrisii (Tasmanian devil), 1309 nucleotides. It is a transcript of the gene BCAT2, whose product is annotated as branched chain amino acid transaminase 2. The record is from RefSeq and is a predicted model, not a curated record. Gene Ontology annotation, cellular component: mitochondrion. Gene Ontology annotation, molecular function: branched-chain-amino-acid:2-oxoglutarate transaminase activity. Lineage: Eukaryota; Metazoa; Chordata; Mammalia; Dasyuromorphia; Dasyuridae. The coding region runs from base 1 to 942 and encodes 313 amino acids. The transcript is spliced from 7 exons. Gene Ontology annotation, biological process: L-leucine biosynthetic process; L-valine biosynthetic process.